AUGCUGGGCCAGGAAAACGACCUCCUCAUCCGCGUCUUGCAGAUAUUCGAGUCGCUCAUUGCUCCCGGGGCAACGACGCACUCCGAGGCGACACAGGCGUACCCGCGGCAGCAUGCCCUCAACCGCGCCUGGGGUCAUCUACGACAGGGGAGCGCAGACGCGAGGCUUGACUUUGCCACGCGCUGUCUGAGGGUCAAGCAGCCUUUCAUGCUGCAAGACUACGACGAGUCCUUCGCCGCGUGGGAGGAAGAUGUCGUGGCGAGGUAUCCCGAGGACGGGGCGCAGUUGUCUGUCGACGAUUGCUCCCCGCUCAACAAGAGCAGGACCGAGCCAUCGUAUGCCGUCUGGAGGACAGCGCAGUCGCUCUUCAAGGCUCUCGCCGCCUCCACCAAGUGCCAGUGCCGUCCAGCGCACGAGCUAGGUGCCAGCCUCUGUCUCGGCACGUAUCGGAAGCCCCAGCUCGACGACCGGAACUGCUUUGCCAUGUUUCUUGCUUCCGGCCAAUACCUGCAGGAGGCCCAUGUGCACAUCGUCAACGACAGCGUGGUGCGGUUCGUCGUGGGCGACCAGGCGCAACCCAUGGCCAAGAAGAUGCACUAUAGGCCCAUGGUGGUCAACAUACUGUGCGAGCAGAUCGCCAAGAUGCAGAAGAUGGCCUCGCAGCGGCUCGAGUUAAAGGUCGAGAGGGGCCGGCUCCUCAAGCUUCGAUCCGAGAGGAGCAGCUUCCGCAUCGAUAAGAAGCGGCUCCCGGUGCCGCUGCAACACUUCAUCCGGGAAGAACCCCGGUCAUUGACGGAGAAGACCAAACGCAUCCUGGCCGUGCUGCUGAGCUACGCCCUUCUCCAUCUGCACGGGACUCCCUGGCUCCAGCCUACGUGGGACUCGUCGCAGAUUCUGUUCUUCUACACCCAGUCGUCCACGAUCCCCCUGAGGCCCUUUAUCCACGCCCAACUGAGCGGUCGCCAAGUUGCCACUGGCUUGAGCGACCUCGGUCGGCGGGAUCCGGGGGCGGGGUCCGUUCCUUUCGACGACGGACCAGAUCACCUUGAUCCCGAUGAGCUUUACCCGGCCAACUUGGAUCCAGACGAUGUCAAGCACCCGCUCCCAGCUCUGGUGACCUUCGCCGUCAUGUUAAUGGAACUACACUUUGCAACUCCGUUCCAAGUUCUUGCGAGUAAUCGCGGAAUGGAAAUUCCCGAAGGGCAAGACAGUUGUCGAGGGCAGCUGUUGACCCCGACAUCUGGAUACACGGCCGCCAAAUUCUACGACAAUGAGAGGCCUUCUGGAGCUCACCCCGACGAACAGCUCAAGAGCUACUUGAUCUGGAAAGCCGACUGCAGGUCCGUCUACAAGAAGUACAUUGAUCCCUAUUUGCAGGAUCCUCCCCAGUCACCCGUCAAGGUUGCGAUACUCGACUCUGGCGUCGAUGAGACGCACAACGCCUUGAAAACGGGACAGAUCAAGCUCAAGCGCAAUUGGACGAGUAAAAUCAAAAAGGCGGUUCAUGACCGCGACGGGCAUGGAACCUUCACCGCGAGUCUGGUCGUCGACUAUGCCCCCGACGUGGAAUUGUACAUCGCCAAGAUAGCGGACAAAGCGCUGUGCCCCCCUGCCGUAAUUGCAGAGGCUAUAAAGACGGCCGUGGAUGACUGGCACGUCGAUGUCGUUUCCAUGUCCUUUGGGUAUCCAACGAACAAGAUCGACGGCUACGGAGAACUGGAGAAGGCUCUCCUGCACGCGCAUUCACGGAACGUCUUGAUGUUUGCGGCCGCUUCGAAUAGCGGCGCGAACCUGGACCGGGCGUAUCCUGCCCGCGAUCCGCAUGUCAUCUGCAUUCACUCGACCGAUUCGCAUGGAAACCGGUCCAAGUUCAGCCCCACGGCGCUCGCCCGUGAUGCCAACUUGGCCACCAUAGGCGAAGCCAUCCAGUCUGCCUGGCCGGUUGGGCUUUCCGAUAUUGAUGCAAACCCAGACUGCGUCCAAUGCAAGUCUGGCACCUCGUACGCAACGCCUAUCGCGGUAGGCAUCGCCGCGUUCCUGCUACAAUAUGCAAGAAUCCAUCUGGCGGAAACGGCCCAUCUACUAAAGCGCCAGUCGAGGAUGAAAGACGUGCUUCUCAAGGUCGCCGAAAAGACCCAGCACUCCAUAUGCCGGGAUGAUUACAAUUACGUUGCGCUGAGCCUCUUCGAGGACAACCUGUUUGGGAAUGAGAAGGAGGUCAUAGACGUGACCCUCGGAGAGCUUCUAAGGCGUUAG
Molecule: messenger RNA, 2256 nt
Organism: Hirsutella rhossiliensis
Lineage: Eukaryota; Fungi; Ascomycota; Sordariomycetes; Hypocreales; Ophiocordycipitaceae
Product: subtilase family domain-containing protein
Exons: 4
Coding region: 1-2256 (751 amino acids)
Biological process (GO): proteolysis
Molecular function (GO): serine-type endopeptidase activity
Source: RefSeq, a predicted model, not a curated record